Colletotrichum truncatum is the source of this 882-nucleotide messenger RNA. RefSeq names its product phytanoyl- dioxygenase. Lineage: Eukaryota; Fungi; Ascomycota; Sordariomycetes; Glomerellales; Glomerellaceae. The record is from RefSeq and is a predicted model, not a curated record.
AUGACAGCUUCAAGUCUACUAGAGCAACUCAACCGCGACGGCUACGUUAUCGUACCCUCCAUCUUGUCAGAGGAUCAGCUUACAAAACUCCGGAGAGCAACUCAAGCGGCUACGGUUUUGGCCCGGUCCGGCAAAUGGCCUAAUGUACGGACACUUCCAAAGCAGUUCCCGCCAUGGCCACUCGCCGGCCCUAGUCCGCCCUCAGAGGGCAUCUGGGGUGUGCAAGGAAUGAUGCAUCCGGAUAUGCCCAACCAUGAAGUCUUCAUCGGAACAUACUUUUCUGAUGCCAUCAUCGAACCGACGAAGCAGCUUCUACAAUGCACUGACGACGACCUCGUUAUGGAGCUCUUCAACUUGCUCAUCCGGCCAGACCACGAUUUCGAGUUGCGGUGGCACCGCGACGACAUCCCUGCAACCGCCACUGCUGAAGAAGAACUUGAUCGGCUUAACAAGCCGGCAUAUUCAGCACAGUGGAAUCUUGCCUUAUAUGAUGAUUCCAGUCUCAUCGUCGUUCCCGGAUCACAUACCAGAGCCAGGACCGAUAUAGAACGUAACGCAGACCCAUGUGAGAAAGCAAUUCCCAACCAGCUCUAUGUAGAGUUGAAGGCUGGCGAUAUUGUCUUUUACAACAACAACAUCCUACACCGCGGGGCCUACAAAGCUAGCACAGAGCGAAUGACGCUACACGGCAGCGCUGGUCAUGUAAAAGGAAGUACAUUACGGGCUCGUAAUGUCCUCCAGCAUGGACUAAAAGGUUGGGCAGACAAGAUCAAUCUCGAAGUGCUGAGUGAGAAAGAAAAGGCGCGGGCUGAGAACAUGCGGAGAAGUCUUGUAAAAAUGGGCCAGGAAGCGGGGGAAGUGGGAUACUCCCUCGAGGGGUGA